Messenger RNA from Manis pentadactyla (Chinese pangolin), 834 nucleotides. It is a transcript of the gene GLRX2, whose product is annotated as glutaredoxin 2. Lineage: Eukaryota; Metazoa; Chordata; Mammalia; Pholidota; Manidae. The record is from RefSeq and is a predicted model, not a curated record. Bases 284 to 688 code for a protein of 134 amino acids. The transcript is spliced from 6 exons.
UUCCGGCCGGAGAGCCUGGGGUCCCUCCUGCGAGAAGGAGCUUGGCGAACGGUUUGCAGAGUGCCGAGGUUACGUCCCGUCCAGCUUGGACCCAGGUCUAGCCAAUGACCUCUGGGUCUUGGGAAUGCGAUUGAGCACCUAUAGACGGCUCUUGGACAAGAUGGGUGCAUUACUGGAUCUAAGGAAAGACUGAAGGUCGCCCGCCAGGCUGGUGGCCACCACGCCACGCCGUCGCCACGUGCCCGCGAGCCCUCACGAGCGACCCUAACCCGACAGGCAGCAGAUGCGGCUGCGACGAGCCCGUGAGAUCGGCAGGAUGGGAAGCAGUGUAUCAUCAUCUUUGGGGAAGUCUGCAGCUACUCCUGUGAAUCAAAUCCAAGAAACGAUUUCUAAUAAUUGUGUGGUGAUUUUCUCAAAAACAUCUUGUUCUUACUGUACAAUGGCAAAAAACCUUUUCCAUGACAUGAAUGUUAACUAUGAAGUGGUGGAAUUGGACAUGCUUGAAUAUGGAAGCCAGUUUCAAGAUGCUCUUUACAAAAUGACUGGUGAAAGAACCGUGCCAAGAAUAUUUAUCAAUGGAACUUUUAUUGGAGGUGCAACUGACACUCAUAAGCUUCACAAAGAAGGGAAAUUGCUUCCACUAAUUCAUCAGUGUUAUUUUAAAAAAAGUAAGAGGAAAGAAUUUUAGUACCAAGGUGCUCAUAACUUUGCUGGUAAAAUGUCGGUUAUUUGAAGUUACAAUGCAUUUUAAACAUUUGAGGAUGUUUUAAACAUAAAUCAUCUUCAUGAAAAACUUGAAAAAUAUUGGAACAAUAAAUCAUUGUGGAAACCUCA